AUGAAGAUACUGACAGUCAAUUUUCUCACAUGCGCCGUGAAGGCAUGUAAAAGCACAGCGGCCUCCUUCCCCUUACACUUCAAAGACGCCGAACUGGAGCAAGCUGAAAUCGAGUAUAACCCGGAAUUUUUGAAAAACAUUCUGCCUAGAAUCGACUGGGAAGCUUUCAAGACAACAGCUGCUGAGCUUGGUUUCUCCGAAGUUCCUGCUGCAAAGCCUACGCCAGGAGCAGAUCUUGUAGCCCUAGAUGACGACCAUGUGGUCACAUCCAAGCAGGAUGAAGCCGACCAGAAGGUCAUGAGAGACCUCCACACACUAUUGUUGGAGACGGAAGUUAUGGAGGGAAAGAUGGUUUGUGGCAAUUGUGGACAUGAGUACAGAAUCAAGGAAGGCAUUGCAAAUUUCUUGCUACCGAGUCAUUUGGGUAAAUAG
This is a messenger RNA of Bacidia gigantensis, 432 nucleotides long. RefSeq lists its product as uncharacterized. NCBI's taxonomy places the organism in Eukaryota, Fungi, Ascomycota, Lecanoromycetes, Lecanorales, Ramalinaceae. Gene Ontology annotation, biological process: rRNA (guanine-N7)-methylation; tRNA methylation; peptidyl-glutamine methylation. Gene Ontology annotation, molecular function: protein heterodimerization activity. The record is from RefSeq and is a predicted model, not a curated record. Bases 1 to 432 code for a protein of 143 amino acids. The transcript is spliced from 2 exons.